AUGGCAUCAUCAGCGGCACUCAUCGCUCCCUCCCAGGCGAUGGUGCCGCCGCGCGGCCCUCCCUACCGGCCCUCAGUCACCACUCACGCCGCCCCUGCCCUCACAGAGCCGCCUGCUCUGCUGAGGGACAGGGAGGGCAGCGAUCACGGCUUCUUCGGCCGUCGGCUGGGCGAGGGCGCACACGCCCCACUGUCCCCUCUGCUGAAGGCGUACCGGAGCCCCGAGCUCCUCGAGGACAGGCCAAUGGAGCCGGGCGCGCUGACCGCCCUGACACCUGAGGCCCUCGGGAGGCUCCAGGUGCGCAACGUGCACCUCUGGGAGAAGGUGCUCGCCGCCAGGGACGCGGUGAGGGACGGGACGAGGGUGCAGCUAACGGCCGACCUCUACGGCGUCCGGCAUCUCGACAACGCCUCCAAGGCCGUUAUCAUCGAUGCCGGAUUCCGCAAAGUAUACAAGCCAAAAUGGAGGGACGCAAACAUCCGCCACACACUGACCACAGGAGAAUUCAUUUGCACAUGAUUGUGUGUUUGUGUGUUGUUUGGGUGUCGUAUUUGUAUCGUUUAGAGGGCCUGCAAAUCGGUGCCUGCAAAAAGCAGACGCCCUCGUCGAGACCACAAACAAGUGGCUCAAUAGAGGAGAGGAUGAGGGCGCCAGUCGGUUUUCUUCCGGCGCGGUGAGAACUUUCAUUUAUGUGACAAACAAGGGCUGACAUGUUUUGCUGUACUCAGCCAGAAGAUAACGAGAGAAGGAGAUUUCAUGCAUGACCGACUCACAAGAAUAACAACCGCUGAGUAAGUCAAAAAACACCUCCCCGUUCUGUUUGCAAGCAACGAGACGGCUUGUCUUUCAGAGAAUGGGGAAUUUUCGAGGACCUCACCACAGUCGUCUGCCGUGGUCACGGCCAGUGGCUCAUCUACGAGCCGGUCACGCUCGACGCCAAAAAACGGCGAGGCCUGCCCAUUCUAUGCCCGGACGACCAAUGGCUGGUGGGGCCCUGGCUGGCAGAACGCUACUCGGCUGUGGUGGGGAUCCACAGCGGCCGGAAUGUGGGAGACAUCAUCUUCAAGACGAAGAUCGACGCCGCUCGUAUCUCCUGCAUCCAGGCCAUGCGUCAAACAUUUGGGCAAAUCGUGAGUCAUUGACAGACCGACAACCUUUGGCUGGCUUUAUUUUGCCCCCUACUUCUUGUCUCGCCACAGAUGAACUCAAAUCCACUCUCGCCACAAAGCUGUGUCCUGCAGGCUCCCCUGGAGCGGUGAGCGUGUGUGUGGAAGAAAAGACGUUGUUGCUUCGCUUGGGUAAAGAACUGGCUUGUGUGUGUGGCUGCAGAUUUGUUUGUGAAACGAGGUACUCUUUCAUCAGCGCAGACGAGGGCAAAUACUACAAUACAACACAGGCCCAAUGGGACUACAUAGAUGACGCGCUGAAGAAGCUGGAAAACGACAGAGAAGCAGAGGAGGCCUCCUGCCCUUAAGGAGGCUGCCAGGGUGAGUACAACACAGAGUCUACACUAGCGCGUGAUCGGCUCCGCAUCUGUCUGUUGCAGAUCUACCGACAGCUCUUGCAGCGGUGUGUGCAUCUCAAACUCAUCCACCAAGAGUAAGACACGCAAGCAUUGAAUGUCGGGAGGUCAUACGACGUGUGUGUGCGUGUGUGUGUGUGUGCGCGUGUGUGUGU
Vitrella brassicaformis is the source of this 1677-nucleotide messenger RNA. The record is from the annotation of a GenBank genome assembly. Lineage: Eukaryota; Vitrellaceae.